AUGUCAUCAAUGCUUCACUAUCUCGGCUUCGGCAAGGACGCACCUCCUACGAAGGAGCCUGUCGACGAAACACCAAUUCGGGCUCUGCCAGCAUCAUGGUAUACAUCUCCGGAAAUGUACGAGCUCGAACGCCGUGCGAUCUUUUCCCGGAGAUGGAUUUUCAUCACACACAGCUCUCGACUGAAGAACACGGGCGACUGGCUCCGCUACGAGAUGGCGGGUUAUGACUUUAUUCUUACUCGGGAUCGUCAGGACAAUAUCAACGCCUUCCACAAUGUCUGCAGACACCGCGCCUAUCCCGUGAUUGAAAAGGAGGGACAAGGAAAUUCGAAGAUUCUGUCCUGCAGAUAUCACGGGUGGUCCUACGGACUCAAUGGCAAACUCGCCAAGGCCACGGGGUUCAAGGAAGACUUGAAAAAGGAGGAUAACGGGCUUUUCAAGAUCCAUGUCAAGGUUGACGUGAACGGAUUUAUCUGGAUCAACAUGGACGCGAAGGAGACACCGGAAGUUUCAUGGGAAGAGCACUUUGCGAAUGUCGACAAGCAGGAGCGUUAUAAAGCAUACAACUUUGACAACUACGAUCUUGAUCACAGUUAUCAAUUAGAUGGCGAGUUCAACUGGAAGAUCCUUGCCGACAACUUCAACGAAUGCUACCAUUGCCCGACAACACAUGCCGAUAUUCCGGACAUUCUGAACCUUGAAUCAUUCGACAGCGAUCUCAAGGAUGGCCAUAUUCAGCACCACUGUGAAUCCACACCAGAGCAGAAGGCUGCUGGUCUAUACACUGCUAGUACAUACUACUUCCCCGCUACCGCAAUGGUCGUUUCCCCGCAUUUUAUCAUGAUCCAGAAAUUCAUGCCCAAGGGCCCGAAAGCCUCGGCUAUGGCGUAUGAGGUUUACCGAAAUCGGGAUUCCUCCGAGGAAGACUUCAAGCGGAUCAGCGACCUAUAUGAGCGCGUGAUGAGGGAAGAUAAGGUGCUCUGCCACAAUGCACAGAAGAAUCUUGACCGUGGAGUUUUCGUCAAUGGCCAGCUGCAUCCGAAAUACGAGAAAGCGCCUAUCUUUUUCCAAAGCACAUGUCGGGAUGUGGUUUCAGAGCAUUUUGAACGCGAGAAGGCCGAGGGACACGAAAUUUGGCCGGCGAGACAAAAGGUCCCCGGCAAUUCGCAAGUGAGUGAGAAGGACGAGAUGAUGUGUGCGGGACUGGCAUGUGGACCUCAGCAAGCGGUCCUGGCCUGGUGA
Penicillium waksmanii is the source of this 1242-nucleotide messenger RNA. Its product is annotated as aromatic ring-hydroxylating oxygenase subunit alpha. The coding region runs from base 1 to 1242 and encodes 413 amino acids. The record is from RefSeq and is a predicted model, not a curated record. Gene Ontology annotation, molecular function: 2 iron, 2 sulfur cluster binding; iron ion binding. The transcript is spliced from 2 exons. NCBI's taxonomy places the organism in Eukaryota, Fungi, Ascomycota, Eurotiomycetes, Eurotiales, Aspergillaceae.